Molecule: messenger RNA, 7050 nt
Organism: Sorghum bicolor (sorghum)
Lineage: Eukaryota; Viridiplantae; Streptophyta; Magnoliopsida; Poales; Poaceae
Exons: 18
Coding region: 1938-6536 (1532 amino acids)
Biological process (GO): transcription initiation at RNA polymerase III promoter; 5S class rRNA transcription by RNA polymerase III
Cellular component (GO): transcription factor TFIIIC complex
Molecular function (GO): DNA binding
Source: RefSeq, a predicted model, not a curated record
UCUGUCCAAGGCGCUGCGCUUCCGGCUUCCGCUGACUCGCGACUUCGCGAGCGACCGAGCGCCCGAGCGCGACUGCGCGAGGACACCGAGGAGGAGCCGCUGCAGUCCGCCAGCGGCCCAGGCCUCCCGUGAUCCCGUCUGGCGUCCGCUCCGCAGACCCGCUCACCCGCACAGGCACAGCGGCUCGCCUGGCCUGCUCCCGGCUCCCACGGCUUGCGGCCCUCGCGCGCGCGUCCGCUCGACCCCCGACGGCGGACCGCGAACGACUCACGGCCGGCAGCCCGGCACUCGAGCACUCGGGCCACUCCGCCAGCGGGCACAGGCAGCACUGCAGCGGCAGCGGCCACGGCCCACAGGCCACAACCAGUCCGGGUGAAUUUUGGUGAGUUUGAUUUUUUUUUUCUUCCAGAUGGUUUAGUGAUUUGAUUUUCUUCCAGAUCUGUGAUUGAGCCAAGAAUUGAAUCAAUUUAUUAAUAUGUGAAGAUGGAUAAUAGAUUUUAAGGACUUACCUCCCUCGGUGAGCUCUCUACCAAGCUUGUUGGCACUAAUAAACAUGAAUAUUAUGUUUUGGUGUACUUAGUCCUUAAAUUAGCAUAGAUCUUACCGGUGGCGACAACAAGUGUUGAACGAGUUUUCUCUGCCUUAUGUUUAGUAAAGAAUAAGGUAAGAAAUAAUAUGAGUGAUAGGCUAUUGAAUGAUUGUUUGGUUACCUUUAUUAAGCGUGAUAUAUUCUCUUUGGUAAGCGAUGAUGACAUAAUUCAUGCUUUCAUGGCAAUGAGAAAGCGUAAAGUAGCCUCUUAUAUUUAUGUAAGACCUUAUCUUAUAUGUAAUUUAUUUAUGCAAGUUUUAGAUCUAUUUAUGUAAGUUUUAAACAUUUAAUUGUAUUGUCGCAAUUUGCUUAUUUUAUAGCCAUUUUACCAUUUUUUUGAAUUUUGUCGUGUUAUGCAUGAAAAAAAAAUUUUAGGACUACCUUGGUUUCAGUUCCUGGAUCCGCCACUGGUCAGAGCCAUGGAUGUACUCGUCUCGGUGGCAUUAGACGAGGUGUGUGCCAGCCUCUCCACUGGCCUCCCAGUAACCGGCCUAUGGACUAGGCUCUCCGGGGAGUUUGAGGCGGCCGGCCUCCCUCUUGGCCUGUCCGUCAAGAGCAUCCUCUUUGCCCGUCUCAUUGCGCUCCCUCACAUCAGCCUCAUGGAGCGUAAACAGGGUAAACCGGAUGACACGCUCGUCCACUCGGCAGCAAAGACUGUGGAGGCGGCCGAACGGCGCGGCGCUCUGCUGUUUGCGAGCCCGGAUCUCCGCGAUAAAUUCCUCGGGAUUUAUGACCACAGGUACUCUGCUUCGAAGCUAAGUACCAAGCAGAAGGAGACGCUAGAACGUGUCGGAGCAAGCAGGACUUCUGGUGUCACACAAAAGUCUUUAUGGGAAAGUAUUGGCAUAGAAACAAAGGAAAGUAUUGGCAUGGAACCAAACCAAAGUAUCAACAUGAAACCAAGCAAAAGAAUUUGCAUGAAAGCAAACAACUUCCAUUAUGUUGUGAAGACCCUUCAGUCCCAGGGGUUAAUUGUUGGAAAACAAGCAAUUGUGAAGUCUAAUGACGUUGGGGGUGAGACGGAAUAUGGUUCACGGAAUAGUCUUAUCGUCAGCACCAACUUAUUAUAUCUCUCAAGAUAUGCCAAAGAAUUGAAUAUGAACUCAUAUCAAAGAAUUGAGAUUGCAAUGCCCAAACUUGGGAGAGAUGAAGAAAUCAACAUAGAUGUUUUACAAGAAGAUGAGAAUCUUAGUGUAGAUUACAAGAACUAUGUUUCUAUCCAUGAUUAUCUUCCAGCAAUGAAAGACAUGUGACAAACUUGAAGAAGCUACUGGAAAGGUUCUAGCUGUGUCAGAUAUAAAAAAGGACCUCAGUUACAAGAUGCCACGUGGGCACAGGGCAUGGAGAAAUGCUUUUAGAUGCACAGCUUGUUGAGGAAAUUGGUGUCAAAGUUGAUGAUGAGGUCAUUCGCUGCUUGCGUCUUCUGAAGAAAUUUAAUCCAAAUGAGUUUAAGCGAGAAAGUACAGCCUCAAACUUUAAACUAGGCAAUAAAUGCUUGGUCACCGAUCAAUUUAUGGAGCUUCCAUUAGAGAACUCCAUAUAUGAAAUGAUCCAUGCCGAAGGGCCAAAAGGUGCAACUCUUGUUGAGCUUUGCAGACGUCUUGGGGGCAAAUACAAUCCGAAAAUGCUCAUUAGGCGAGUGUCUUCUAUGCUUGAAAAAUUCAAUUUGAUUUCACAGGCUGAAGUCGUAGGUAAAACAAAACAGUACAGAUAUUGGACUUCGGAAAACUUCUCACUGUACAAAGCUAGUACCACUCUGCAAAAUUGUGAUGCCCUAUGGGAUUAUGACUAUUGUCCCAAUUUGUGGUCUUCUGUUCCAUCUAAAGAAUCAGAUUCUCUUAGCCCACAGGAUGAUUCUUGUGUUAAUAACAAAGUCUUGUUUCAAGAAGAUUGUCGUGAUACAGUAGUCGUGCAUCAUGUCCUGAGUAACCGCGAAGCUUCCGCUGGAGUUUCUCAACCAGCUGGACAAGAUACAACAAUCUCAGGUAAAGUUGCCUUACAGAGGAAUCGACAUCUCUGUUCCACUUCAACUUCUGAUGACAGGCAGAAAAGAAUUCUGCACAUAUUAAAGAAAAAGAAUUUUGUACUGAUGGUGGAGUUACAUAAAUGGUUACAAAAACUUGGAAAGGAAAAUGGAAAAAUAAUGGACAGGAAGACAUUGAUUCGUACUUUGAAUAAUCUUCAACAAGAGGGUAGCUGUAAGUGUAUCAAAAUUAAUGUCCCAAUUGUUACAAACUACACAGGAAGUCGUUCCAUUGAUGUAGUACUGAAUCCUUCUGUCAAGGUCGUGUCACCGGAACUCAUUGAUCAAAUUAGGAACAGACUAAGGAAUUUUGAUUCUCAAAGUCGUUCAGGUGCAGCAGCUAAAUUGAAGAAAAAUCAGCAUAUGGCUGCCAUACAUGGACUGAGGAUUCAGCGCAGAGCCAAAGUUAAAAAAACACCAGUAUCAGAAGCUAUCUAUGCCAAUGGAUUCAUAGGUGCAAAGAUGAUUCGGGCAAAGCUGUUGCAUAAAUUUCUGUGGGAAUAUGUUAGCGGCUUGCCAAAUUGGUGCAGCCUAUUUUAUUGUGCGAAAGAAGGGCAGCAUGGCAACAAGUUUGAUCAAUCAUGUCAAUUGUUUUCAGUCACAGAAGCUAUUGAAAAAAUGCCUCUUGAACUCUUUCUUCAAGUUGUGGGAUCUCCAAAGGUGGACAUCACUAUAACUAAGUGUUCUGGGAGAACACUUUCAGAGAUUCCUAUCAGCCAAUACAAUUUACUCAUGGACGCUCAUGCCAAGGGCCGUCUCUCACGCUUAAUAAAUAUUUUAGAUAAGCUCAAGUUGAUUGAACUUGUAAACGAACAUGUAGAGGAUUCUGAUGUGCGUCCAAGGGCUGUCACUACAUAUUCACUGGAGAUCAGGCCUUACAUUGAAGAACCUACACCAAGAGUUAUUCCAUCAUCACAUGUCAGUGUUAACCAUCAUCCAAAAUUUCGGCAUGAUUUUGUGCUUUCAAAGCUGGAGUCUGUCGAUGCUUACUGGGAAACGUUAAAGUACUGCUAUCUAACAGCAGGAUUGGCUGAUCAAAAUGCCUUUCCUGGCAACUGUGUACCUGAGGUUUCUCGUGUACGGUCAUGGAGUUCCCUAAGAGUAAUGACUACUGAAAAACGUCUAGAAUUACAAAAGCGCCUUAUGAAUGAAAGUGAGAGACUUUCUUACAAAGUUUGCCGUAUAAUUGCAAAGGAUUUGAAUCUCUCCGUGCAGCAGGUGCUUUGUGCUUCCUCCAAGAAUAGACAUCUUCAUGAGCAAGCAAGCAUUUCUGAUACACAAAAUCAGCAAAAAAAUAAUAGUUCAACCUCUCGGAAAAGGAAAAGAUCUGCUGAUGAAAUUGCCAUGAAGUUUAUUAAGCAAAAAGUUGAAGCUAGUGGAUCAUCCUCACAGAGAUCAGCCAAAUCUCUUCUGAAUAAAGAAGUAACAGAGAGAAUCUCUCCACCGUCCAGUGCCCAACCAGGACAUUGUUGUCGAAAUGGCAGCACUCGCACAUAUGACAUUGGUACUCCCUUGCAUACAAAUGAGGAUAUGGAGAGCAGCCCACUGAUCAGUCAAUCUACCCUGUUAGUAAGUAAAAGAUGCAUGGGAAAGAAAAAUUUCUUUUGGACAUCUGAAUCUGACAGAAAAUUGCUCAUGAUAUACACUAGAUACCGCACAGUACGUGGAGCAAAAAUAUCCCGUGUAGGUUGGAACUCUAUCUCUGAUCUUCCAGCUUCACCAGCUGCAUGCUGUAAAAGGAUGUCAACCUUAAGAGCUAAUACAAAAAUAAGAAUAGCUGUGAACCGAAUCUGCAACAUUCUUGCAAUACGGUAUAAUAGGUACCUUGAAACAGAAAGGAGAUCAAAAACGGAAGAAUUACUUUCCCAAAUAGCAAUUUGCAGUUGUGAGAAUUUUGAGAAAUUCAACUGGGAUGAUUUCGAUGAUCCGGAAAUAAAAAGUGCACUAGAUGAAAUCCUUGAAUUCAUUCGAGUUGGAAAAAUGGGCCAGACCAAGCAGAUCAGUCCAGAGAAUGAAAGGAGAAAUGAUUCUAAUGACAUCACCGAGGAAAUUCCAACUGAGCAGGUUGUGCAAUGUGCAGCCAGCACAAGCACUGUAGUUCCAGAGACUGGAUUCUGUGAACAUCUCGAAUCGUGUAGACCCAGUUCAGCCCAUGCAAGCAAGGACAUGGCAAUUCCCUGCAGAGAUCAUGAAAACAUCAUUGAACUCAGUAAAGCUGACAUUACUAAAAGAGACACAUGCAAAUUAUUGGCAAUCGCCAAUGCAUUAGAGCUCCUGAAGGUUUUCUUUCUCAGCUCAUCAUUGGGUUCAGAAGCACAAGCUGCACUAAUAGCCACCUUUCAGCUUUAUUCAGAGAGCGAAAUUUUUACUGCCCUUUCCUUUUUGAGAGAGAAGAACUUCAUGGUUACUGGAAAUGGAAUGAAACCUGUAACCCUUUCUGGAAAAUUCUUCUUUAAUGCUUCUUAUUCACCCUUCCCAUUUGGUUCAGGGAAAAAAGCUUCUGAAUUUUCGAAAUGGCUUGUAGGGCAGCAAAAGAAUAUUGUGGACAGAACAGUUUAUUUGCAUCCAGAUCUACACUGUGGGGAACUUGUUCACCUGUUUUCUCUAGUAUUGUCAGGAGAGCUGCUUAUUUCACCUUCCUUGCCAAGCGGAGGACUUGGUGAGGCUGAUGAACCUACCAGCUUCAGUCCUUUAAUUGAGGAUACCAGUGAAUUGGAUUGCCGUACUCAUAAACGCAAGGCUACAGAGUUGAAAAGCAGGAGUAAGAAACAGAAACCUUUGCCCAAGAUAGAUAGUGACUUCUGCUACCGUCGAGAGAAAGGUUUCCCUGGUAUCCAAGUGGCUUUGACUCAAGAGAGGACUCAAGCAAACAAUCACAUACAAAUGUUACAUCAUAAAGAUUGCCUUAUGUUUACUUUAGAUAGGGAAAUGGGCUGCAAGAAUGUUGACUGCCAGGUUGAAAGCAGUGACAUCUUGUCAGAUCUAAAUGAUCCGAGUUCAUGUCGCUGUUUAUUGUCUGCAUCUCAUUUGGAGAAUUCUCAUAGUGGAUGGCCUUGGGAUGCUAUGAAAAUAUAUGCCGAGCAGUUGCCAUCAGCAUCUUGUAAUAAAAAUGAACCAUUCUUUCUUUCUUCUGACCUGUUCAGAAAGGCAUUUUGUGUCAUUCAUCAAACUGGUGAACAAGGAGUUAAUUUGAGGGAAAUCUCACAGGCACUGCAUCCACUUGGAAUGCAAUCCAUCAGUUUGGUCGUCGAUAUGCUUGAGAGAUUUCAGCUGGUCAUGAAGGUCAAUGCAUAUGAUGGCAUGCAGAUUGUUGACUCAAUACAUAAGCCAAAAUAUCAUAUAAGCACACUUGUCAAAUACUGUCACUGCAACUGUUUGCGAGCCCCAGCUUCUGAAGUAGCAUCGAUUGAAGACACCAGACCUUUGCAUGGAACCGUAAGGAAGCUUGGUGACGGGCACACCCUGACAAUUCUUAAUGUUCAAAGGAAGGCGAGUUCUCAUUUGCGCAGCCAAAAUCCUGGAGGUGAUGAUGAGUCAUCUGCUUUGCACUUGGACAGUGGUUGCUGUCAUGUUUGCAAAAGUCAUAUUUAUCAUCCAAUAUUACCAUGGAUAAAUGGUGAUGGCAGCAUGAAUGGAACUGUCUAUGAAGGUUUAAGUCGUAGGAUUAUUGGAUAUGUCAUGCAGUAUCCAGGAAUUUCGGAGGAGGACGUUAUCCAUCGGAUGGAGGUACUGAAUCCUCAGACAUGCAGGACCUUGCUGGGAAAGCUGACAGCUGAUAAACACCUCUAUGUCCGGGUGUCCGAUGAACCAGUGCCAGCUGCUCCCAUCAUGCUGCAGAGUCUUUUGAGGCAAGGUCACUACAAAGAACCCUCCAAGUCUGGAAGGCGGUACUUCGCUAAUCCGUUGAGUACCUCCAUGCUGUAGGACGAGGCUUGUUCGGUUAUUGCUAAAGCUUUUGACAGUAGCAAUACUUUUCACAGUAUAGCCAUGCAGUAAUGAGACCUUUGAUUCAGUAAUCACUCCGUUCCAAAUUAUAAGGUGUUCUGGUUUUUUUGAUACAUAGGAGUAGCUCUUUAGGUGUAGCUAUCUAAGCAUAAUGUAUAUAUAGGUGGAACAGAGGAAGUACUAUUUUAUUUUUACUGUUAAACUAUCUAAAUAUAUUGGAUUGUUGUUCUCUGGCUGAGUGCAGUACAUCAGUUCGUGCCACCUCAUCAGUGAUUCAGUGGGUAGGGGACUAUUGCCAAGCAGAGGAAAUGGCGCGUCUGGAGAAGGUGUAACACUUUGUGUCUAAACAUCUUUUGUUGUUUUUGUUGCUAUUUGUCAAUCAUCCCAUGCUAAGUAUGCUAUUGUCUUAUAAGAAAUUGGAACAACAGAUUCUGUGGCAUAUUGUAUAAAAAGAUUGUAACACAAAUGUUGAAUUAAGUAGCCUUCUCGUGCU